Messenger RNA from Oncorhynchus nerka (sockeye salmon), 3090 nucleotides. Its product is annotated as mitochondrial import inner membrane translocase subunit TIM44-like. Gene Ontology annotation, biological process: protein import into mitochondrial matrix. Gene Ontology annotation, molecular function: protein-folding chaperone binding. Gene Ontology annotation, cellular component: mitochondrial inner membrane. The transcript is spliced from 13 exons. The record is from RefSeq and is a predicted model, not a curated record. NCBI's taxonomy places the organism in Eukaryota, Metazoa, Chordata, Actinopteri, Salmoniformes, Salmonidae. The coding region runs from base 237 to 1586 and encodes 449 amino acids.
GGUCGUCCCUAGUUACCACGUCCACAGUCGAAAUUAUGGCUAAAUCUGAUGUUAACCUUAACCACACUGCUAACAUUUUGGCUAACCCGAACCUUAAACGAAGACCAAACAUCUAUUUUUUUGUUUUCAUAAAUAUUUAUGAUUACAACCAAUUUUGACUUUGUGGUUUUGGUAAACUAGUGAAAACCUCGGAGUUACACGUGGUCACGUCACGUGCGCCAUCAUUCAAGAUCAAGAUGGCAGCCUCCGUGUGUCGGUGCUAUGAGCUGGUCGGAAGACGUCUUCUGCUCCUGUCAUCCCGUGCUGUCGUCUCCUCAUUCAAUAGAGGAGAUGCCUACAGGAUAUGUGGGUCUCCGGCUGUCCCUGUGCAGGUGCGGUAUGCGUCAGAACGACCUAGUCGUAAAGGCUUUUUCGGGGAGUUUGUGGAGAACCUGAGGCAGGAGUUUGGUAAGGACAAGGAGAUGAAGGAGAACAUCAAGAAGUUCAGAGAGGAGGCCAAGAGGCUAGAGGAGUCGGAUGCCCUGCAACAGGCUCGGAGGAAAUUUAAAACCAUUGAGUCUGAAACCGUUAAGACCUCUGAGGUGUUCAAGAAGACCUUUGGGACUCUGUCUGAAACUGUGAAGGAGGGCCUUGAGGAGGUGACCCGUACAGACCUGGGGAAGAAAAUCAAGGAGGGGGUGGAGGAGGCAGCCAAGACUGCCAGGCACUCGGUUGAGUCUGUGUCCAAGGGGGGAGAGAAGCUGGGAGUGACAAGCGCCUUCAGGGCCAUCUCACAGGGGAUGGAGUCAGUGAAGAGAGAGAUUGAUGUGGUGGACGAUGGUACUUACAGGGCUCCUUCUCAACUCAGGAAGAGGUGGGAAUUCUCCUCCAAGGGAGGGGAGAGCGACAGCCGAGUGUUUGAGGCCAACGAAGAGGACAUGGGUGUUGUGCUGCACAAGGAUUCUAAGUGGUACACACAGUGGAAGGACUUUAAAGACAACAACAUGGUUUUCAACAGGUUCUUUGAGAUGAAAAUGAAGUAUGACGAGAGUGACAACGCCCUUGUCAGAGCAUCUCGAGCCGUGACCGACAGAGUCACCGAUCUACUAGGUGGUCUCUUCUCUACCACGGAGAUGUCUCAGGUGCUGACGGAGAUCUUAAAGGCAGAUCCCAGCUUCGACAAGGACUCCUUUCUCAAACAGUGUGAGAAGGACAUCAUCCCCAACAUCCUAGAGGCUAUGAUCCGCGGGGAGCUCGAGAUGCUGAAAGACUGGUGCUAUGAAGCGACAUACAGUCAGCUGGCCCACCCCAUCCAGCAGGCCAGGGCCCUGGGUCUAAUGUUCCAGUCCAAGGUCCUAGAUAUAGACAAUGUAGAUUUGGCGAUGGGGAAGCUCAUGGAUCAAGGCCCCGUGUUGAUCAUCACCUUCCAGGCCCAGGUGGUCAUGGUGAUUCGUAGUCCCAAGGGAGACCUGGUGGAAGGAGAUCCGGAGAAGGUGUUGAGGAUGAUGUACGUGUGGGCUCUGUGUCGGGACCAGGAAGAGCUCAACCCCGACGCGGCCUGGAGACUACUGGACAUGUCUGCCUCCAGCACCGAGCAGGCUCUUUGAGAGAUGAGGGACCCGACAAAGGGACGCUCCCGGGACACACACACACACACACACACACACAUCCAGGAUCUACACACACAAGCCAGUGUACACCACAACAGCACACAUAUCCAGGAGCCACACUGUAUGUCAAGAGGACGUGGCGGCAUGUCACUUUCCAGAUGCGUACUAGAGUGGUGUGUUUGUGGUUAGUCCUCAUGGGAUCUUCUACUGGUGUGUGUGGUCUUCGGAAAGAAAUAGUGUGUAUGGACACGAAGUGAAAGGACAGUUUGUUUUCAGUUGUGCACCGGGGCCUCCCACUCUUUCUAUUCUGGUUAGAGCAAGGUUGCUUUCUGUGAAGGUUUGCUUUCUGUAGUACACAGCUUUGUAUGAGAUCUUCAGUUUCUUGGCUAUUUCUUGCAUGGAAUAGUUUUAAUUUCUCAGAACAAGAAUAGACUGACGAAUUUCAGAAGAAAGUUCUUUGUUUCUGGCCAUUUUGAGCCUGUAAUCGAACCCACAAAUGCAGAUGUUCCAGAUACUCAACUAGUCUAAAGAAGGCCAGUUUUAUUGCUUCUUUAAUUAGCACAACAGUUUUCAGCUGUGCUAACAUAAUUGCAAAAUUGUUUUCUAAUGAUCAAUUAGCCUUUUAAAAUUAUAAACUUGGAUUAGCUAACACAACGUGCCAUUGGAACACAGGAGUGAUGGUUGCUGAUAAUGGGCAUCUGUACGCCUAUGUAGAUAUUCCAUAAAAAAAUCAGCCAUUUUCGAGUUACAAUUUUCGAGUUAGUCAUUUACAACAUUAACAAUGUCUACACUAUUUCUGACCAAUUUGAUGUUGUUUUAAUGGACCAAAAAUGAGCUUUUCUUUCAAAAACAAGGACCAAGGAUUUGUUAGUGUUUUAUGGUUUUUACGGGAAGACAAACUGAAGAUAAAUAGGAUAUCUAUGUAUGUUUAAAGAUCCAUCGUGUCACGUCUCCAAAUACUCAUGGCAAUUCAGACUCUUAAACUCUUAAAUAUGUCAAACUGCUUCAUUGCAAGCUAGGGUGGGACCACAGUCAGGCUUGUCGUAGUAAGGCAGCUACUUUUUCAGCUGAACCUCAUAGACAUUGCACUGAUGUUCUUAGUACUUCCAGAUGUACUUAUAUGGUACUGUAUGAGAGACUGCCUGCAACGGGUAUGUAUAUGGCUGUUUUUAGAUUAUUUGUCUGUAUUACAUGGUUUUCACAUCAGGAAACUGGAAUACUGGUAACUGAAAGGGUUAUUUUUGUUAACCAUAACUCAAUAACAGAAAAUAAUAUUUCAGGGAGUGUUGUAGCUAACUGAUUUGAGUGUUUCAUUCAGAGUUGGUUCUAGCAUGCGGAAAUGUGAUAUUUCAUGACAAAGGGCAAUAUAUUUCAGCCGUCUAUACAGAUAACAUGUAAAUCUAGUGCUCUGAGAUGGACUAUUCAUCAAAACAAGGACCAUCAUUCUAACAAAAGUAUGGUUUAAUGUUGUGAGCUCUAGAUUAAAGGAUAUAAACCAGGA